AGGAGGGGAUAUGGACCAAGAAAGCCUCAUCUGUUCAUCAACCUCAUCCACAACCCCAACACUCUCUCAUUCCCAUGAGCUCCAUCGGCCAAAACAUCCUGAUGGCUCUCGCCCUCACUCUCAACCAAUUCGCUUCCUCAAACGUCCAAUCCGUCCAGAGAAACAAACCCAAAACGCCACCCACCACCACCGCCACCACCUCCGCCUCCACCUCCGCCAGUUCUGACAUCCAACGCAGAGGCCUCCUCUUAUCUGCCGCCGUGGCCGCCGCCGUGGACUCCAGAACCGAGCUCCUAAAAAGGUACCUAAAGAAAUCUGAAGAAAACAAAGAAAAGAACGACAAGGAGAGAUUGGAGAGUUUCUACAAGCGAAAUUACAAAGAUUAUUUUGAGUUUGUUGAAGGAUCUUUGAAGAACAAGGAUGAACUUUCUGAAGCUGAGAAAGGUAUCAUUGAGUGGCUUAAGAGAAACAAAUAAAUGAAUUUCUUCUAUCAAUUAUCAAUUAUCAUUUCAACGAUCGAUCUCAAUCAAUUUAUCACUUUCACAAUUAAAAGGAAAGUUGCCAUA
Messenger RNA from Cucurbita moschata (crookneck pumpkin), 566 nucleotides. RefSeq lists its product as uncharacterized. Gene Ontology annotation, biological process: photosynthesis. Lineage: Eukaryota; Viridiplantae; Streptophyta; Magnoliopsida; Cucurbitales; Cucurbitaceae. Gene Ontology annotation, cellular component: photosystem I. The record is from RefSeq and is a predicted model, not a curated record. The transcript has 3 exons. Bases 75 to 476 code for a protein of 133 amino acids.